GUUCCCUUUUAGAUAAGUGAGAAUUAUUUUCAGCAAAAAAACAUGAGCAGAGGGAAAUCCUUCACCUGUUAUGAGGAAUCAAUAUCACUUUUAAGCUUCCUCCAAAUUGUGAUGGUGGUUACUGUGUUACUAUUGCAUCAUCAUCAUCAAACAUGUGAUGCAAUUACUAAUACAAAUAACAAAACAUAUUGUCCACCUUCUUCAUGCGGCAAAAUCAGCAACAUCAAACAUCCGUUUCGACUUAAGAAUGACCCAGCAACCUGUGGUGAUCCAAAGUACGAGUUAUCCUGCGAAAACAACAUCACAGCGUUAACUCUGUUUUCAGGUAAAUACUAUGUGCAGGAAAUCAACUACAUAAACUACACAAUUCGGUUAGUUGAUCCAGGAAUUGAAGAAGGUGAUUACUCCUCCAUUCCUCGCUAUUCUUUAACCAGUUCCAAUCUCACAAUCUUUCAAUACUAUGAUUACAAUGACGCGGAUCCAUAUCAAAUCGAUACUUAUUUUAAACACGGGUACAUAAUAUACUUGAAGUGUAGCAAACAAGUGAAUGAUGAUACUGAGUAUGUGGAUACAGCUCCCUGCAUCAGCUCCGACUCCAAAAGCUAUCUUUAUGCUUUUGCGUCAGACUUCUGCGUGGAGUACUAUGAAGAUGACUAUGGGUACGAGGAGUGUUACUAUUGGAAACACUUUUCAGUUGGGAGAUUAAAAGAUUAUUGCCAAGUGAAGCUUGUUGCUAUGUCAUCUUAUUUUCCUAAUGUCAGAGUCAGAGAAGGUGUACCAGAUCGAUCACUUUCAUACCAGGAAAUUCAUGGAAUGCUACUCUAUGGAUUUCAGCUAUCGUGGAUGAGCAGUGCUUGUAGAGAACUUUGCGGCGAGAAAAAUGAGUGCAAGUUGAAUUACACCACCGGAGCUUUUGAAUGUUCUGAUAAUAAUUAUUGCGAAUAUCCAUUGGGACCUGAAGUCAACAAAAGAUGCGACCAAGUGCCAAAGCAGUUCAUAUUAAUGGAAGAUAUAAUACUUGGCAUUGUCAAAGGAGUGCUAAAAAUAUUUGGCUUGACAAAAAGCUCUGUGUUACCACAGAAAAAUUUAGAAUCUAAAACUGCCAUCGACACAGGAAGAGUGAUAGGAAGAUAUCUUUUGCCAAUAUUUGUUGCAAGAUAUGUCCCGGGCCUUCUGGUUUUCUUUGUGCUAUUGAUAUAUACUUGUCGGAGAAGACAUAUAUCAAUGUAUGAAGAUAUUGAAGUUUUUCUUCAAGGGAGUACUUUGAUGCCAAUUAGGUAUUCAUACAAAGAAAUAAAGAAGAUGACUCGAAGUUUUAAAGACAAGUUGGGUGAAGGAGGCUUUGGAGCUGUUUAUAAAGGAAAGCUAUGCAGCGGGCCAUUUGUGGCCAUAAAGAUGUUGGGUAAAUCUAAGGGUAAUGGACAAGAUUUCAUUAGUGAAGUCGCAACCAUAGGAAGAAUACAUCACACCAAUGUGGUUCGACUUAUUGGGUUUUGUGUUGAAGGAUCAAAGCGUGCUCUUGUUUAUGAAUUCAUGUCCAAUGGCUCUCUUGAUAAAUAUAUUUCCUCUAGAGAGGAUACUAUCUCUCUAAAUUAUCAGAAAAUGUAUGAGAUAUCUCUUGGAGUGGCUCGUGGUAUGGCUUAUUUACAUCAAGGAUGUGACAUGCAAAUUUUGCAUUUUGAUAUCAAGCCCCAUAACAUCCUUCUUGAUGAGAACUUUAUCCCCAAAGUUUCAGACUUUGGUCUUGCUAAGCUUUAUCCUAAUGAGAUUAGCAUUGUCACUUUAACUGCAGCAAGAGGAACAAUUGGAUAUAUGGCUCCUGAAUUGUUCUACAAAAAUAUUGGAGGAGUAUCCUACAAGGCUGAUGUAUAUAGCUUCGGAAUGCUUUUGAUGGAAAUGGCAAGUAAGAAAAGAAACUUAAAUCCACAUGCCGAACGUUCAAGUCAAAUUUUCUUUCCCAUUUGGAUUUAUAAUCAAUUGGCUGAUGAAAGGGAAAUAGAAAUGGAUGAAAUCUCAUAUGAGGAAAAUAUUAAUGUGAAGAAGAUGUUCAUAAUAGCAUUAUGGUGUAUACAAUUGAAACCAUGUGAUCGUCCUUCAAUGAACAAAGUGAUAGAGAUGCUUGAAGGAACUAUUGAAAAUAUUGAAAUGCCUCCAAAGCCCUCUUUGUAUCCAAAUGAAAUGAUUCAGGAAGACCUUGACAUCAACUCUAAUGAAAUUGAAUCUGAAAAUUAUGGCUCUACUAGUUUAAUCGAUGACGAAGAUGCAACAAAGUCUCUAUUGAUGAAUUCUGCUUAAUAAUUUCUGCUACUUUAUUUACUUUCAGAAGUACAUUUAUGUUAUAUUUGGAAGAAUAUAUGUCAAUAAUGUAAUAAGAGUACAUAAGAAAGCCAUCCCUGUUAAUUUAA
Molecule: messenger RNA, 2405 nt
Organism: Medicago truncatula (barrel medic)
Lineage: Eukaryota; Viridiplantae; Streptophyta; Magnoliopsida; Fabales; Fabaceae
Product: LEAF RUST 10 DISEASE-RESISTANCE proteinUS RECEPTOR-LIKE PROTEIN KINASE-like 2.5
Exons: 4
Coding region: 43-2295 (750 amino acids)
Biological process (GO): protein phosphorylation
Molecular function (GO): protein kinase activity; ATP binding; polysaccharide binding
Source: RefSeq, a predicted model, not a curated record